Paramormyrops kingsleyae is the source of this 2046-nucleotide messenger RNA. RefSeq names its product sushi-repeat containing protein X-linked 2 (gene srpx2). Gene Ontology annotation, molecular function: signaling receptor binding. The record is from RefSeq and is a predicted model, not a curated record. Gene Ontology annotation, biological process: cell-cell adhesion; positive regulation of cell migration involved in sprouting angiogenesis; positive regulation of synapse assembly. NCBI's taxonomy places the organism in Eukaryota, Metazoa, Chordata, Actinopteri, Osteoglossiformes, Mormyridae.
CUGUGAAUUUCAUUUAGGGCCUUGUUCCUUUAAAAACCGAAACGCCGAGGCCCCAGAUGAAGACCGUAACAACUGUCCCUAGCGGCGGGCGAGUCAGUUACACGAAGUGCGAAGCAGCGCAACCAUCUAACGGCGAAUACCAGAGUAAUUCGCAUCGAGGAACUGAAAUGGCAAAUCUUCAUUUUCUUUUAUUCCUGAAAGUGUGCGCUUUGGCGGAGGUUGCUGCUCGAAACGAUGGUUCUGGGAUAACUGAGCAGUACCAUCACAAUGAGGUCACACUGGAAGAGGAGUACUAUACCCCCCAGCUUGACUAUAAAGAGCCACGGUGGUGCCACCCCCUGAGCCUUAGGAACGGAGAGGUCACCUGCUUCUCCCCCCGUGGGGGCUACUACCGCAGCACUCUGGGCACCCGCUGCGAGCUGACCUGCGAUCGCGGCUUCCGGCUGCUGGGCCGUUCGUCCGUGCAGUGCAUGCCAAACCGCCGCUGGUCGGGGACUGCGCACUGCCGCCAGGUGCGUUGCCGUGUGCUGCCGCUGAUCUUUCAUGGCACCUACAGCUGCACCGACAGCGUGCUGGUGAACUCCAGGUGCAGCUACAUCUGCAACCCCGGCUACCAUCUGGAGGGCGACCACACCCGUAUUUGCCUGGAGGGGGGACAGUGGAGCAGCAGGGAGCCCACCUGUACAGAUCGGGACCCACCGAAAAUCCAGUGCCCCCUGUCACGGGUGCGAGUUGCUGAGCAAGGCAAGCUGACUGCAAAGGUGUCCUGGGAUGCCCCCGUUGUCAAGGAUACCGCUGACGUCUCUGCAGUAGAAGUGAUACUUGUGGGUCCAAAUUCGGGUUCCCAUUUUGAGGAGGGGGUGCACGUUAUCCAGUACAAAGCUUACGACCAGGCCAGGAACAAAGCCUCCUGCAAAUUCAUCGUUCGAGUGGAGGUGAGGAGAUGUCCCGCCCUUGUGGCCCCACUGCACGGACGCCUCACCUGCUCUGCCGACGGGGAUAACUACGGGACGGAGUGCGAGUACCACUGUGGGGCUGGCUACGAGAGGCAGGGCCCCGCCCUGCGCACGUGUCUGUCUGACUGCAGCUGGUCUGGGGAGGCGCCGAUGUGCGUGCAACUGCCCAUCAUCACAACGGAUGUCAGGACUGCCGCCGCCCUGCUGGACCAGUUCUACCUGAAGAGGAACCUACUCGUCGUUUCGUCUCCCAGCAGUACUGACCAGUACUAUGGCCUCCAGAAGCUGAUGCUGGAGAAAGCGGAGUGUGGACUGGACAUGAGGGAGGUGACCGUCAUCGAGCUGGUGGGACGGGCCCCACAUGCCGUGGGCUACCUGAAGGGUCGGCCCCUCCAGCCUGAAGUGAUCAGAGGUCUCCGGCAGAACCUGAGAAUCUCCAGGACGUACUUCUCCAUGGUGCUCCUGGACAAGCGGGGCGUGGACCGUGAGCGUUUAGUUGACCCCACCUCCUCAGAUGAGCUCUACUCCCUCAUCGACAUGUACCUGCUGAAUGAAGAACAGCGCCACCAACUGGACGAGUACAGGGACUUGUGUGACUGAGCUACCAGUUGCUACAGGAAGGUGGCUUUAUGUACUAGGCUGCCCUCUGGUGGCUGACUUUGGACCACAUGUUCAAGGAACUCCCUAGGGGUCGGGACAGGCUUUUUGCUUAGUGACGCUGGUCUAGAAUCUACUGAAACUUACACAAUACUUCCUUUGUCGGUCUCCCCCCAGUGGGCAGAACUAACAGUGCAAUAGGUGUGUCAGUUAGUCCACUGUGUGUCCGGAUGUUAAAGUCCAGCGAUUUGCAUCAAGUAGAAAUUAGUAAUAUUAUUAACAGAUAUGUACACAAGCAGAGUGCCAGGGAUGAGAUGGCAGGACUCUCUAGAUGCCCUGACUUAUAAGUGGACAGGCACUGGCCCUGAAGUUAAAUAUACUUAUUUAUUAAGACAACAAUUUGAUAUAUCGGCAUACAACUACCUUCCAAUCCCUUGGUAAUUGGUUGUUUUCUAUGUAUAUUGAAUAAAAAUCAAUUUUUUUUUAACAUAAA